CGAGGGGAGAAGAGCAACACUGGGCACAACUGAGGCGAUUACUUCAGGAGCCAACCACAAAAAAUGGCCAUCAUGCUGAGACCGUGGAUGAUGCUUGCGGCGCUCGUCGUUUGUCUGCUGGUGUGUUUGAACAGCUUUGCAGACGCCUAUCCUCCCAAACCGGAGACCCCGGGGAGCAACGCAUCACCGGAUGAAUGGGCCAGAUAUCACACAGCUCUCAGGCAUUAUGUCAACCUCAUCACCAGACAGAGGUAUGGGAAGAGGUCGACCCCCGAGCAGGCAGUGGCGUGGCUGCUGUUUGGUGCCGAUUCAGAUCAGGACGCUGAGCCACGGUGA
Messenger RNA from Myripristis murdjan (pinecone soldierfish), 336 nucleotides. It is a transcript of the gene pyyb, whose product is annotated as peptide YYb. Gene Ontology annotation, molecular function: neuropeptide hormone activity; neuropeptide Y receptor binding. The record is from RefSeq and is a predicted model, not a curated record. The transcript is spliced from 3 exons. The coding region runs from base 64 to 336 and encodes 90 amino acids. Gene Ontology annotation, biological process: feeding behavior; neuropeptide signaling pathway. Gene Ontology annotation, cellular component: extracellular region. NCBI's taxonomy places the organism in Eukaryota, Metazoa, Chordata, Actinopteri, Holocentriformes, Holocentridae.